Brienomyrus brachyistius is the source of this 5261-nucleotide messenger RNA. RefSeq names its product 6-phosphofructo-2-kinase/fructose-2,6-bisphosphatase-like. The transcript has 15 exons. The record is from RefSeq and is a predicted model, not a curated record. Lineage: Eukaryota; Metazoa; Chordata; Actinopteri; Osteoglossiformes; Mormyridae. Gene Ontology annotation, molecular function: 6-phosphofructo-2-kinase activity; ATP binding; fructose-2,6-bisphosphate 2-phosphatase activity. Gene Ontology annotation, cellular component: 6-phosphofructo-2-kinase/fructose-2,6-biphosphatase complex; cytosol. The coding region runs from base 2585 to 4111 and encodes 508 amino acids. Gene Ontology annotation, biological process: fructose metabolic process; fructose 2,6-bisphosphate metabolic process.
CGCUGUCAGGACUUUCAGAGCGAUCUGCUCAGAGUAUCAGAUGCAUGUUUCCGUUGAGCGAUCAGCCUGUGAACAGAUGCAGUCCCACUGUUUUGGCCCCUGGAAUAUCUGUGCUAUUUAUCUAAAUAGUGUUCUAAACGGCGCCGGUCCCGCCUUCUCGUUUUAGAGAUGAAAUCCUACGCUAUUUUUUGGUUCUCCGUGUAAUAAAUACGUGUGAAAUGUAUACAUUUGGCAAGUUUUAAAUGAAGGUAGAGGAACUACGAUAUCUAGAAAUGUUAGACCUUUUGGUGCAGCAGUAAAAUGGCUGGUUAUGUUUAUGAGAGACCUGUCACUGGAUAUUUAAGCUUGUGUCCCUGUGCUGUGUUGACAGCAGGCACUGUCUUACAUAGACUCAAUUUAUUUCUGGUUCUGGCUGAAGGUCUUUUGAGUUCUGACACUGCCGUAUCAACUAGGAAUAAAUGGUUGGUUUAUUCAGAUGAAAAUCCUAUGGGAAAGAGCCGAAAGACCACGGCAUGCAUGUGACCAAGAAAAGCAUGAAUUUCAAAAUGAAAGGGUCUUCUGUGCAGACACCCAUGUCACCCUAAACAGAUACUUGCUUUCUUACUAAAUUCAAAAUGGCAGGGUGUCUCAGAGCGGACUUGCGGUAGUGAUGUCACACACUCAGAGAAGACAUUCCCUGAAUUCUUGAGUGCAUCAGUUUUACCCAUGAAUGCCAGGGGGCUGGGUGUCAGGUUACACUCCCUCAAGGAUAAAAGGAAAGAGGAGGAACCAGACUGGCAAGAUCCCACAACUGCAGAGGUGAUGUCUGGAUAUUUGUCAGCUGACGGUGUUGUUCAGUGAAAUCAGCCCCACACUUGUUGUGUCAGGAACUCUGUGAAUUUAGUUCCUUUCCGAAGUUCACGGAGAGUAGCUGACUGCUUUUUGAUCUCGGUGUUCUACCGAUGCUUUCUUCUUCUGCCGAUCAAUAUAAAAUAUUAAACAAUUUCCCUUUAUAAUAUUUACAUGAUGGUCCUCCACUGUUCUUGUUUCUCAUUCUUGUGCGUGGAACUCAACAGACCCACGUAUGACAGGGAGUGGUCAUUCAGCAACAUAAAAUGUCAGCUUUAUUUGUUUUGACAGACAAUUUGAUGGUUACAUAAGAAAUUACAUAAGAAAUUUACAAACGAGAGGAGGCCAUUCAGCCCAUCAAGCUCGUUUGGGGAGAACUUAACAAAUAGCUCAGAGUCGUUAAAAUCUUAUCUAGCUCUGAUUUAAAGGAACCCAGGGUUUUAGUUUGCGCUACACUAGCAGGAAGACUAUUCCAUACUCUAACUACACACUGUGUAAAGAAGUGCUUCCUCAAUUCAUUUUAAAAUGUUCUCCCGCUAAUUUCCACUUAUGGCCACGAGUUCUAGUAUUUAAACUAAUAUUGAAGUAACCAUUUGGCUGAACAGCAUCCAGACCUGUUAGAAUCUUAUACACCUGGUUCAGGUCCCCCCUUAGUCUCCUUCGCUCAAAGUGGAACAGAUUCAGCUCAGCUAACCUCUCCUCAUACAACAAGGCAAACAUUUACUCGCAGAGUCCCAGCACCAGCCUUUAUGUCCCUAGAAUUUUUUUUUUUACUGCUCUGCAAUUUAAACUGAACGUCUAUUUGACCAUGAUGCACAGCACCAUGUGCAUUUACCUGGAUUUUCUCAAAACACUAGUUAGGUAGCACACAAUCAGGACAGACUGCUGGGUCACUGGAAUGAAUGAUAGGUUUAAUGGAGGAGAAGUAGGCCUUGACGUAUGUGUAUUAUUCCAUGUUGCUGCCUGGGGUCUGUCUUAUAGCAUCACAUUUAUUACAUAUGGAAGCAGGAUGAGACCCACGUGUUAGCUUGCUGUUGAUAUGGAAGCCAUUUUAAAAGCCAAAGGUUUUUGACAGCAAUGUUCCAGAAUGAUUUAAAUCUCUACCUGCCAAGUGUUUCAUUUUGGUUGGAAUUUUCUUGGUUUCUUGUAGCAUUUAAACAUUCAGUUAGAUGACCUAGUCUCUCCUGUCAGCCAAGGAAGCUGCCUGACCUUCACAUGCCUAUUUUUGGCUUUUGGUUCAGGUUACGUUUUGCGACAGGACGUAAUCAUUGGAUCAGCAGCUGAAUUGGGAGACUUAGUUUUUUCUGGUAUUAGUGGUUGUUAUUUUGAUAUAAAGUUUUAUUGCGCUGUGUCAAAUUUUGAGUAAUAUCAGGUUGAAAAUUAUUAUUUUUUGUGGUCUGUGCUGUAAUAUAGAAUUCUGUUUUGUCUUUCACUGCCUUAUGUUUAAAUCACUGUAAAAGUUUCUGGGUGAGAGUGCAGUUUGUCCUGGUAGUCUGUGGCUUCAAACUCUAAAUUACCCCCCUCUUCGUGAUCUGUGAAGCAGAUCCCCACUGGGGAGAAAACGGUAGGAACUAGUGUCUCCGCCCCUCACCCCAUUCCCUGUCGUCAUGCUGGCUGCCGCCUCUUCCCCUGGAGGCAGUCAGGUGACCCAGUCUGGGGCUCUUGUAGGGGAGGGACCGCUGCCGCCUCCUUUUCUCUUACCCGGGUCCCCGUUGGCGCCACUGCACAUGUGCUCAAGGGGGGAAAGGAAGCAGCAAUGUGCAGCAAGAAGGCUGAACUGACCCAGACAGCCCUGCUGAAGAUCUGGGUGCCGUGGACAGGUCCCAGCCAGAGGACGGGGUCCACCGUGCCUCAGUUUACCAACUCACCUACCCUGAUUGUGAUGGUGGGACUACCAGCUAGAGGCAAGACAUACAUCUCCAAGAAGCUCACUCGCUACCUCAACUGGAUUGGAGUGCCUACGAAAGUGUUCAAUGUGGGUCAGUAUCGCCGGGACGCCGUACAGACAUACAAGAACUAUGAAUUCUUCCGUCCAGACAAUGAGGAAGCCAUGAAAAUUCGGAGGGCCUGUGCCAUGGCUGCCUUGAAGGAUGUUUGUAUCUACUUCACCCAGGAUCUGGGCCAGGUGGCGGUGUUUGAUGCUACCAACACCACGCGAGAACGCCGGGACGUCAUCCUGAACUUCUGCAAGGAGAAUGGCUACAAGGUCUUCUUCGUGGAGUCGGUGUGUGACGAUCCAGAAAUCAUAGCAGAAAAUAUUAUGCAAGUCAAGCUAAGUAGCCCAGACUAUAAGGACUGUGAUAAGGAUGAGGCCGUGGAGGACUUUCUGAAGAGGAUUGAGUGCUACAGGACCACAUAUGUGCCCCUGGAUGAUGAACUGGAUAGAGAUCUGUCCUACAUCAAGAUCUUCAACGUGGGCUCCCGGUACCUGGUGAACCGGGUUCUGGACCACAUCCAGAGCCGCAUCGUCUACUACCUGAUGAACAUACACGUGACCCCACGCUCCAUUUACCUCUGUCGGCAUGGGGAGAGUGAGCUGAACCUUCUGGGUCGUAUCGGGGGUGACUCAGGCCUGUCUUCACGGGGCAUUCAGUUUGCCACCACCUUGGGCAGAUUCAUCCAGAGUCAGUCAAUCAGGGACCUCAAGGUGUGGACAAGCCACAUGAAGAGGACUAUCCAGACAGCAGAGGCACUGGGAGUGCCUUACGAGCAGUGGAAGGCCCUCAACGAGAUCGAUGCUGGAGUGUGUGAGGAGAUGAUGUACGAGGAGAUCCAGGCGAAUUACCCUGAGGAAUUUGCACUGAGAGACCAAGACAAGUAUCGAUAUCGUUACCCUAAGGGGGAGUCCUAUGAAGACCUGGUUCAGCGGCUGGAGCCAGUGAUCAUGGAGCUGGAGAGGCAGGAGAAUGUGCUUGUGGUGUGUCACCAGGCUGUAAUGCGCUGCCUGCUAGCUUACUUCCUGGACAAGAGUGCAGAUGAGCUUCCAUACUUGAAAUGUCCCCUGCACACGGUUCUGAAACUCACUCCAGUCGCCUACGGCUGCAAAGUGGAAUCCAUUUACCUCAACAUUGAAGCUGUGAACACGCACAGGGACAGGCCAACGACAGCCCAGUGUAGCCCGGUGCCCCUGUACCGCCACAGGCGUGCCCGGCCCUUGGCUAGUCCUGCACCAACCAAAACACCUUGUCUCCAGGAUCUGGGUCAGACUCCAGACAGUCUGCAGAAUGUGGACAUUACAAGGGACCCGGAAGAAGCCCUAUUAACAGUGCCAGAGCACAUCUAGAGAGGAUAAGGGGUUAUUGCAGAAGAAACUACAGUGGAGGGAGUCAUACUGCUCUGUUUUGCCUUUAUGUGGAUGAAGGAGUAGCAUUUCACUUCAAAAUUGGGAAUUAUAGGGGAUGUGUUGCCGCUUGCCAACUCCAUGGAUACAGCAGCAGUGAAGACUACAAAACCAUGAGGACUGAUGAAUCCAAAAGGCCUUUUUAAUCAGCCUGGUGUUUCUACCUAUUUAGCCAACAGCAAUCAAGAUGAUCGGAUGAUUCCACACGGUAGGAUGCGGCCUGAAGCCCUUGGAAGUGUUGCUAAUUGAUGGGACACAAAUGGCUCGAAUCCUGAAUCAGGAAAACCAGUCCCCUUUCAAAGGGAGAGUACAGCAGGACAAUUACCCAUCAUGCAAAGGACAAGGCAGAGCAAUCACAAGGUGGACGAGCUGAAAGGCACGUGUCAUUCUGGAGAUCAGAAGCCAUACUCAGGGAAGCAGAAACAGGUAGGAUGACGAGGGUCACAGACUAACCACCUAAUGCUCCUCUAGGGACGACCGAGGUUCUCUCCAUGUCAAUAAGUACAUCAGCAAUGGAAGACAGUGACUUUUCUUCAAGAAAGAUUCGGCUUCCAUUAACACAGCAAGCCAAGCAGUGGAGCACACAUCACUUUGAUUACAGUGAAGAGCAGCAGAUCCGGUGUUGAUGCAGGACAGAUGUCUUCUAUGUGCUAUCAUCAGCUAUGGUCUGCUAUGAACUUAAUGUGACUGUCAUCUUAAAAUUUGUUAUUCAUUUAUGAAUAACGAAUGCAAAAAUAUAUGAUCUGACAGGGAAAAUUUUCCUGGAUUAUAUUGAAAGGUCAUCCUACAGCUUGAUAUUUUACGGCAGGGUUUCUUAGAAAUUUCCAGUAUUUUUUUUUUAAAAACCGCCUUAAGAUUGUUGUGUUCUCACUCAUCUCAAACAUCAUCUGGACAAAACUAAAUCGGACACGUCGGAGAGAAUAAUCAAUCUCAUACUUAAAAAUACACUGCUGCCUGCUUCGUCCUGUCAUGUCACAACCCUCGAGGCUGCAGAAUGUUUCUCACACAGCAGACCCACGUGCAGAGCGCAGAUAAACAUAUUGUGGCGAGUACGUGAGUUAUUUUAAUAAAAGAAAUGACAGCUCUUUUGAAA